Messenger RNA from Suillus subaureus, 1303 nucleotides. RefSeq names its product isoprenoid synthase domain-containing protein. The coding region runs from base 1 to 1059 and encodes 352 amino acids. The transcript has 4 exons. Lineage: Eukaryota; Fungi; Basidiomycota; Agaricomycetes; Boletales; Suillaceae. The record is from RefSeq and is a predicted model, not a curated record.
AUGAAUCCGACGACCCCUAUCACAUCCCCUGCUGUCACCCACACGACUACUCCUGACUGCGAACCCUCACAAUUCAUUUUGCCUGACCUGUUAAAUGAUUGCAAGUUUCCCUUGCGAAAGAACCCUCACCGUCAUGCGGCGUCCCGCGCAUCUGAAAAAUGGCUUACUGAAGUGGGGGAACUUGCAGAACCCGAGUUCAGGGGGUAUCGCGAUAUGGACGCAGCCGCAUUUGUUUCCCUGAUCUAUCCUGAUGCAGAUGCUUGCCGUCUCCAACUCUGUGUUGAAUCUGUUAACUUCGCAUUCAUUAUGGACGACUUGAUGGAGUCUGGUGGCGUCGAUGCACGGAAAGCGCAUGAAUGGUGUAUUCCUGUACUCCGCGAUCCCAUCAAUUUUGAGGCGGAACACCGUCCUGCAAGGAUGUGCAAAUCGUUUUCCAACCGCUUCAGGGAGACUGCUGGCCCCGGCUGCAGAGAGCGGUAUAUCCGCGGAAAGGAAUUGUACUUCGCUGCUGUGGCUAAGCAGUUGGAGGACCGUGCCAAAGGAAAUACGUAUGAUCUGGAAUCUUACAUUAUUCAGAGGCGAGGUAUAGUCGGGAUGCAGCCCUACUUUGCCCUCAUCGAAUUCGCAACUGGAAUUGAUCUUCCCGACGAGGUUGUGUCGCAUCCAGCUUACGAGGGAUUGGAUUGCGCGGCUACCGAUCAUGUUGCUUGGGUCAACGAUAUUUUGUCAUACAACAAGGAACAAGCUAGCGGUGGCGCACCAUGGGAAAACCUAGUUGCCGUGCUCAUGCAUGUUCAAGGACUAGACCUGCAAAGCGCCAUGGACUACGCUGGCCAGAUGUGCAAAGAUGCCCUCCAGCGCUUUGAAUCCAACUGUGCCAUUCUCCCCUCAUGGGGAGAAGAGGUUGACAGGCAGGUGGCUAUCUACAUCGAAGGGCUGCAGCAGUGGAUGAUUGGCUCACUUCACUGGCACUUUGAUUCCGUCCGCUAUGUUGGCAAUGAUGGAGGUGCUGUUAAGCGGGACCGAAUCGUCAAGCUGCUUCCCAAAAUGCCCUUGUAGAACCUAAUACGUAGUGCAUGACUUCUGGAGUAGAACAUUAGUAUGAUUCAUGUGUCACACAAACCUGAACGUUAUGCUUCGAUUGCAUAAUGUGAUAUCCCGCCUUCCUUGCUUUUUCCUUCGUGGUUUCAACUUCUUGUUCAACUCCUUGCGUGUAACACUUCCUGUCCGUCUUUUGUAUCACCGCUGUAUGUAGAAGAGUCCCAUAUCCUUGUACGAAUCAAAGACAGGACCGAUUUGCGUG